Loa loa (African eye worm) is the source of this 1044-nucleotide messenger RNA. RefSeq lists its product as hypothetical. Gene Ontology annotation, cellular component: cytoplasmic vesicle membrane; plasma membrane. The record is from RefSeq and is a predicted model, not a curated record. NCBI's taxonomy places the organism in Eukaryota, Metazoa, Nematoda, Chromadorea, Rhabditida, Onchocercidae. The transcript is spliced from 7 exons. Bases 1 to 1044 code for a protein of 347 amino acids. Gene Ontology annotation, biological process: endocytosis; molting cycle, collagen and cuticulin-based cuticle.
AUGGAACGAGGAAAUUUAAAAUCGGUGAAAUUAUUUGUUAUCGGCGUAUUUAUGAUGUCUGUUUAUAUGGCACGUGUUUUGCACAUGUUUACAAUAAAAAGUAAGAUUUUGAUUAUAAUAGCAGCAAUUGCAUCACCUCUAUUAGCGACAAUCGUUUCAUUCGCCUUAAUGCUAUGGCUUAAAAUUUCAAUAACAUCAACUGCUGGCCUUAUACCCUUGCUUAUGAUAGGAAUCGGUGUUGACGAUGCAUUUCUUUUAAUUCAUGCCUGGCAAAAUUACUUGCCAAUUUCGGACAAACGAAAGCGUAUGGCAAAAGUGAUAAUUACAGUUGGGCCAAGUAUAAGCAUUACAUCGGUUACUAAUAUUAUUGCAUUUGGUGUUGGCUCAAUAACUGCAUCACCAAUGAUGAGUUCCUUUUGUUUAUGCAUGUUAAUAGCAGUUACAAUAGAUUAUAUCCUUGAAUUAACCAUUUUUGCACCAACACUUGCUCUUACCACAUAUUUUGAGAAUGAUAAACAUCCCAAAAAACGACAAUCAUUCUGCCAUUCGACUCAACGCUGGAUUUUACUUUCUAGAUUUGUUAUAUCUAAAAUUGGUUUAAUAAUUAUCCUCAUCAUACAAAUAAUUUUGUAUGUUAUUGCUACUGUGGGUCUUGCACGUAUGAGAGCAAACUUUGACCCCAGCAAAACAUUCUCAUCUGAUUCAAAAUUAAAUAUAUGUGUACAAAUUGUUGAUUACAUCUUUCGUGAGUACGCUCCAGCAAUUUUUAUCGUCAAUAAUCCACCUAAUAUUAGUAAUGCUACACAAUAUAAUGAAUUUAUGGAAUUAGUUAAGAAAUUGGAAAAACUUCCCACAUCAUACGGAUCAGAGAGAACGUUCCUGUGGCUUCGAGAUUAUGUCAAAUAUCUUAAAAAGAAAAGGAAAAAAGCUGGCUAUCGUAAUAUUAAUUUUACCUAUCAAUAUGUGCCCAAAUUUCUCGCUAGCAGAUUUUUGGCUGAUAAGAAUAUUUUGCAUUAUCAUAUCGUUAAUAGGUAUGUUAUUUGA